This is a messenger RNA of Diaporthe citri, 564 nucleotides long. RefSeq lists its product as uncharacterized. Lineage: Eukaryota; Fungi; Ascomycota; Sordariomycetes; Diaporthales; Diaporthaceae. Gene Ontology annotation, cellular component: mitochondrial outer membrane. The record is from RefSeq and is a predicted model, not a curated record. The transcript is spliced from 2 exons. The coding region runs from base 1 to 564 and encodes 187 amino acids.
AUGACGACCCACAUACCAGCCUUAACUUUACCCGACCGGCUGUUCGCCAGCCCGGCUGCCUCGAUCCUCACGCCCAUCGUCCUAGGCAGUGCAGUGGGCGUUGGCGUCUCCAACAAAGACACCAAGACCACAUACAUGCGCCUGCGCCAACCACCUCUGUCGCCGCCAACAUGGGUCUUUGGUCCUGUGUGGACCGUCCUUUACGGUGUCAUGGGCUACGCUUCUUAUAGGGCAUACACCAAUGGCACCAGUCCUUUCAGCACUCCUGACGUGAUCGCCACCACGAGGCACGCCGCCACGGUAUACUCGGUCCAGCUUGCCCUCAACCUCAUCUGGACCCCUCUGUUCUUCGGCCUGAAGAAGCCUGUCGCAGCAACCGUGGACAUCCUGGCCCUGCUCGGCACCAAUGCGUACCUGACUUACCUGUGGAGCACGGUGGACCAAGUCUCAACAUACUGCCAGAUCCCUUAUCUGGGAUGGUUGGGCUUCGCGACCUACCUGUGCGCGGGCAUCGGCCACGUGAACAACUGGGAUCUGAAGGCGAAGGAGCCCAAGUCUGAGUAG